Molecule: messenger RNA, 1726 nt
Organism: Osmia lignaria (orchard mason bee)
Lineage: Eukaryota; Metazoa; Arthropoda; Insecta; Hymenoptera; Megachilidae
Source: RefSeq, a predicted model, not a curated record
GACGAUUACUCUUCGUGGGAGAAAAUGCAAAGGAUAGUCGCAUGGUGCCUUCGGUGGAAAGGGGACAACAUGAUUAAGGGUCCCCUAACGCCGGUAGAAUUGAGGCACGCUCGUGACGUCAUUAUUAAACUCCUGCAACGGAUACAUUUCUCCAAAGAAUUGCGAUGCUUAUCGUCAAGUUCCAACCCUGAAAUCGCGGGAAAAUUACAAAGAUUGUCCCCAUUCGUAGAUAAAGACGGGAUUGUCCGAGUUGGCGGUCGGCUAAGGCAUUCUUCAAUGCCUUUUACACAACGUCACCCUAUAAUUUUGCCAAAGGCACGUGUCACAGGUCUCAUCAUUGAAGCCGAGCACCGAGCUCAACUGCAUGCUGGGGUUCAAGGUACAUUAUAUGCCGUUAGACGCCGUUUCUGGCCUAUUGACGGUCGCAACCAGGUAUGGAAGGCGUUACGCACCUGUACCCGUUGUCUCCGGGCCCGACCACCGGCCACCAAUUACAUUAUGGGUGAAUUGCCAGAAGCAAGGGUAACGGAAGCUCGGCCAUUUACUAACGUAGGGGUAGAUUACUGUGGCCCUUUUUACAUCAAGGAACGCCGUCAUCGUAAUCGCACGCGAAUAAAGGUUUACGUAGCGGUCUUCGUCUGCCUCGCAGUUAAGGCAGUUCAUUUAGAGUUGGUGAGUGAUCUUACCAGCGAAGCAUUCAUCGCAGCGCUCAGAAGAUUCAUUGCUCGACGCGGGUAUUGCGUUAAAAUACAUUCAGAUAACGGAACCAAUUUCGUUGGAGCAAAUAACGAAAUACAGGAAAUUCAACGACUCAUCAGAUCGGACGAACAUAAUACAAAGGUACAAAACUUUCUCGCACAACGGUCAAUAGAGUGGAGCUUCAUACCACCACGCGCACCACAUUUUGGGGGUUUAUGGGAAGCAGCUGUAAAGUCCUUCAAAAACCAUCUCCUUCGCGUCGCGGGUACUGAGCUAUUCACUUUCGAGGAUUUUAAUACCUUGAUUAUUGAAAUUGAGUCAAUUUUAAAUUCCCGACCAUUAACACCCAUGUCUUCAGACCCUAAUGACCUCCUAGUGUUAACACCCGGUCAUUUCCUGAUUGGCGAUUCGCUUACGAGUCUACGUGAGCGAGACUACUUAGACACGCCUCCAAGUCGUCUUUCGAGCUGGCAGUUCAUUCAGAGGAUCAAGCAGCACUUUUGGACUCGUUGGCAUCGCGAGUAUUUAAAUGAGCUCACAAGACGUACCAAAUGGAGCAAAGGAGAACAUCCCAUCAAAGAGGGCACGUUAGUCCUUCUUAGGGAAGACAAUGUACCUCCCAUGCAAUGGGCCUUGGGUAGGGUGCUCAGAACGUACCCGGGUUCCGACGGCAUCAUUCGCACCGUGACAAUUAAAACGGCUGCGAGUGAGCUAGAUCGGAGCGUGAAGCGUCUGGUACCCUUGCCUUAUCAGGUCGAAGAAAGAAGCAACGAGCCGGAAGAGCCAGCAUCGACAGCGAAUGUCAAUCCAAUCGAUGAUUGAAUUCAUCGGACUUUAUUAUAUAUUUUGAUAUUCUUUACAUUUAAACAUAUAUUAAUCAAUUGCAUACGUGAAUAUAUAUAUUAUUAGGUUAUAUAAUCAUUAGCAUUUAAACUUCAUAGAAUUAAUUAAUAAGUCAUUUAGUAUUUUGUAGCUUAAGUAGCAAACAGGCUCAUAUUAUCACGUAUAUCUUGAUCGGUAUCCAAUC